AUGAUUCGAUCGCAGAUUCUUACAGAGCGACAACAGAAAGAAUUAAAUAAAUCAAUAAUUCAAUAUCUUGAACCAAUAAUCAAUAACAACAACAACCAACAACAACAACAACAACAACAAGGAGAACAAGAGAACAUACUAAACCAAUUAAGUACUAUAUUACAAGUAGAUCAACAAGCUAAUAAUGAAAUUGUUUCUAAUUAUUUAGAAAAGAAAUGGUCUUCAGUAUUAAGACUUCAAAAGAAAAUCAUUGAUUUAGAAAAUGAAGUUCAUAAUCUACGAUCAAUACUUGAUGUAUCUGACACUAACAACAACAAUAAUAAACAUGUCAUAUCCAAGGAUAGAAUAAAUUGGUUACCGCUGACAUGUUCAAGGACAUUCAUAACUCAAUCUAAUCAAUUAAUAAAUACAAUCAAGAUCCAUCCAAUUUUACCAAAUAUAUAUUGUGGAUGUAAUGAUGGUUCAAUAUAUGUAUGGAAUAUGGCAAGUGAUGAAGAUUCUAUCCCGGAAAAGAUUAUAAGAGCCCAUACUAAAGCCGUCAAUGCAAUAGAAUGGUCUUUAGAACCAGUUAAUUUGACUUCAGGGGCACCUCAUACGAAACCAUCAUAUAUAUUUGCAUCAUGUUCAUCUGAUUUAACAAUUAAAAUAUGGGAUGAAGCCAAUUAUAGAUAUAUAAGAACAUUAACCGGUCAUGAACAUACAAUAUCAUCAAUCAAAUUUAGUAGUAACAAUAGUACUAUAUUAUAUUCAGUUUCACGAGAUAAAACAGUCAAAAUAUGGGAUUUAAUUAAUGGGAUUUGUAUAAAUAGUUUUAUUGGUCAUAGUGAUUGGGUAAGAGAUUUAGAUGUUAUAUCAAUUAAUAAUACAAUACUGUUACAAGCAUUGAAAACAACUGAUAAUUCUUUGGGGGAUUUUAUAUUGACAUGUUCAAAUGAUCAAUCAGCAAGAUUAUCUCAUAUAAAUUCUCGAAUUGGUUUAGCAGUAUUAAUUGGUCAUACUCAUGUGGUUGAAACGGUUAAAUUCUUACCCAUGCAUUCAAAUCAUAUAAUUGAUUCAUAUAUAAAACUGAAUUCAGAAUUUUUCCCAUCAAUCCCAUUAGAUUUACUCGAGACUAGUAGUAUCUAUGGCAUAAAUUUGGGCUUCAAAUAUUGUUUAACCGGCAGUAGAGAUAAUACAAUUAAAUUAUGGUUAUUACCCCCGCCAAUAUUAUCACCUCAUAGACCACCACAACCUUCACAAUAUAAUAAUUCACAAGCUUGGUUAAUUUCAGAUAUAAUAGGACAUCUGUCUUGGGUUAAAAGUUUAUCAAUCCAUCCUAAUGGGAAAUUCUUCUUUAGUGGAAGUGAUGAUAAAACUAUUAAAGUAUGGGAUUUAUCUACAUUGAAUAUAUCGGGUAAAAUAGAUAAUAUAAGAACAUUAAAAGGACAUGAAGGAUUUGUUAGUUCAAUCGAUUUUGCUCGAUUAUUAAAGAGAAAAGAGAACAAUCCUCAUGAUGAAGCUAAACCACAAGAGAAUGGACUGAAACAAACAGAUACAACAACACAAGAACAACUUCUACGAGAUAUUCAACAAAGAAUGAGAUGUGUAUUUAUUAGUGGAGGUACAGAUAAUUCCAUACGUGUAUGGAAUUAA
Hemisphaericaspora subhashii is the source of this 1632-nucleotide messenger RNA. RefSeq lists its product as uncharacterized. Bases 1 to 1632 code for a protein of 543 amino acids. Gene Ontology annotation, molecular function: protein binding. The transcript has a single exon. Lineage: Eukaryota; Fungi; Ascomycota; Pichiomycetes; Serinales; Debaryomycetaceae. The record is from RefSeq and is a predicted model, not a curated record.